AUGUAACCACUGGGUUGGGUUGGACGCUGCCAAAUUAGAUAACCGAGCGACCAGGUUGACGUAUUGUGUCACGAUAGGGUUUCUAGCUCUGCUUUGCUAGAAAAGCUACAAAAACUGAGAUUAAGUCCUAAACUAUCAUUCAUGUUCUGCAGAUGACACUUUCUGGUUGUGAUACAAUCAAGCCACCUUUGAGUUUAGCGGUGGGUGAACCGAGAGCUAAUAUUGGAGCCAUGCGUCCGUCCUUCUCUACAUAAAAUCUGGACAAUCUUACAAGGCUGUCAUCUUACAAAGAACGGAUUUAACGUGCCGGAUGCUAGAAACGGGGCUGAAAGGGGCAUGAAGGAAAUUCAGAGUGCGCCAAAUUGGACUGUUGGGGAGCCCAGUGGAGUCAUUCAGAGAAAUGAAAUUGAAUAGCGGAAGAUGCCUGCCCUGGAAGGAGGCAGAUCAGGAGCGGUGCAGAGAAAUUUCCUUACUCGAUGACAUUUCAUCGCAAUGUCCGAUCGUUCGGGGCAAAUAACCAAGGGAAAGGAUGGGAAAAGCAAGUACGCGACGCUCAGCCUGUUUGAUAAAUAUAAAGGAAAGUCAGUAGAAACAGUCAGAAGCACAGUUAUUCCUAGACAUGGCUUACAAAGUCUUGGGAAAGUUGCUUCCGCGCGGCGUAUGCCCCCUCCUGCCAACUUGCCAAGUUUGAAGUCGGAGCACAAAGGAAACGACCCCAACAUCAUCAUCGUGCCCAAGGACGGAACAGGAUGGGCAAACAAACAGGACCCUCCAGAGCAAAAGAGUUCCAGUUGCACAGCCGCACAGCCGCAGGAGUUGCUGCCGCAGCCGGAUUUGCAGAAAUCUGUCUCCAAUUUGCAGAAGCGGACACAGUCAAUCAGCCAGGAGAGUACAAAUUCAGUAGCCGGUGGAGUAAAAUCAUGGGCGCAGCUGAAUGGAAAGCCAGCCAGACCAGAAGGUGGUUCAAGGGUCUCAAACCGACUGUUAUCCUUCUCUCCCGAGGAUUUUCCAACGUUGAAAGCAGCUGGCGAGCAGGACAAGUCUGGCAAAGAAAAGGGCGCCUUAGAUCCGUCGUAUGGGCCCGGACCAAGCCUCCGCCCACCAAAUGUCACAAGUUGGAGGGAAGGCGGUGGUCGAAACAGCACCUCGGCCACCUCUUUGUCCCCCUACCCAACUGAGCUGGGUACCAAGACCUCCAGCGCAGAAGAUGACGCUCCCACCUCAGCAAACAGUGGCGAUCCGAAGGGACCUUCUCCCCGUCCUACUGUGCCUCUUCGCAAAGGGGCGUCCCCGUUUAUGGCAAAUGCGUACCAGCCACCCACUUACCACGACAUGCUUCCCGCGUUUAUGUGUUCAAAUCCGCCAUCUGAGACCCCUGGUCUGCCUGAACGGGGGACCUUCCCUCUCCCACAGUUUUGUCUGGAACCCCGUGUCCCCUUCAGACAAUAUCAGUCCAGUGACCAAGAUGGAAAAGAGAAAAGACUUGGGGUUCCACGCCCAGCUCGUCCAGUCCGGCCACAGGGGGAGCGAGUCCCCAGACCCACCAUCAUUAAUGCAGAGAACCUGAAAGGGUUGGAUGAAUUAGACAACGAUGCUGAGGACGGCUGGGCAGGCAUUCACGAUGAAGUGGAUUAUUCCGAGAAACUGAAGUUCAGCGAGGAUGAGGAGGAGGAAGAAACCCCCAAGGAUGGAAGACAGAAAUGGACCAGCUGGGAUUCCCGAAGGCAGCCCCUGCUGAGCUCAGGAGAAAACACCGAUGUCAGACACCCUUUGGAAGAAACCAAGAACUGGAACGACUCAACCAGCUUGUCCCGGUCCAUCCGUAAAGUGCAGGAAGGUCUACCGGCUUCAAGGAAGCUGAACGGCUGGAGUCCCCUUCCGGACUAUCAGAAACCCUCCCUGUCGUGUCUGCGGCAGCAGUGCUCUGAAGAAAAAGAAGAGAAGCCGCCGCUGAGGCAGAAGUUUGUCCACUCGGAAAUGUCCGAAGCCGUUGAGCGGGCCAGGCGGCGACGGGAAGAGGAAGAGCGGCGAGCGCGGGAAGAGCGCUUGGCCGCCUGCGCGGCGAAACUGAAGGAGCUCGAUCAGAAAUGCAAGCUGGCUCAGAAAUCAGGUGACGGCCACAAGCACGAGAGCGAUGAAACCCGAUCCUCGGUCUCGGAGAAGAACGCCGUCUUGGAGAACAGCCACGCGGCCCGGAGAGUCCCCGAGUUUCAUACCCAGGAAGCCCCUUCCGGUUACCCGGACGAAGAGACCCCUGCUGCCUCAACGGCCCUCCGGAGUAGCAGCGAGGAGGAGCUACGAGAAACAGUCUCUCCUGUUCAGGAGUUCAGCAAGUUCCCCAAGCUUCUCCCCCCGCGAUUCCAGCGAAAGCAGCAAGACCAGCUCUACAAGAUGCAGAACUGGCAGCCCUCACAAGUCUACCCACCUUCUUCCCACCCCCAGCGGACUUUCUACCCGGCCCACCCACAGAUGUUGGGGUUUGAUCCCCGAUGGUUGAUGAUACCUUCUUACAUGGACCCACGGGUACCCCAAGGACGUCCUCCUGUGGAUUUCUACCCUUCAACCCUCCAUCCAUCAGGGAUUAUGAAGUCUGCGAUGCAACCAGAUUCCGUGAAUGGGGGCGGCUGCCCGUCGGAGGAGCAGAGCUGCCCACCUAUGGGACUGCAGGAGAGAAAAACAGUUGCGGGGGAAGCCGCCCCCAUCUGGGGUCCAGAAAGUUUUGUCCCCUUGGCGAGCAAAAGCUGUUCUGUUUCCCAGCCGAAGCAAACAGAGUGUGUAACGGAGGAAGGAUUACGUGCCAGGGCUGAAAGUUCUUACUCUGCACCAUCAGGCCUAAACACCCAGCGUGACUUCUUUGAAGAAGUUGGAGAAGACUACUUAAACUCCUUUGACAAGAAACCCCAGAGAAAUUUUGACAGGUGUGUCAGUCCUGCCCAAAGGGCACCACAAGAGUGCAUCUUUCAGCACCCUGAGUGUGCUUCUGACCUUUCCGAUCCUUGCGACAGGAGCCUGUUGAAUUCUCCUUUGGAGUCCGGUGCCGUUGCUGAUGAAAAGAAGUCUGAAUACAACGGCUGGGAGAUCAGCCAUUAUCCGAAACCUUUGGAAGUGCCAUCUUCAAGGAAAGAAGAAGUGUUCCAGGAUGACUCCUUGUUUGGCUCUGAGAUGUGGAAGAAAGAAGGAUCAUCUAGCAAGCCAGCCACCCCUGGAACAGGAUGGACGACUCCAGAGAACCGAAACGCCAACGGUCAGCCGCAACAGCAGCAAGAGCAAACGGGGAGAGCUCGUCGAUCUGGACCAAUUAAGAAGCCAGUACUGAAAGCUCUCAAAGUUGAGGAGAAGGAGAAAGAACUGGAGAAGGUGAAAGUGGAGAGUGAAGAGGCUUCCCAUCCAGCUAAAGAAAAGGCCCCUUCUUUGAAGGUGUCAGAGGAGGUCGAUUCUGGAGUGGCAGUCCACUCUGCUCACUACCGUUUGUUGGAGGAAAAAUGCUCCCCUCGAACUCCUGUCCAGGACCCUGAGAGACCUCACGAAGAAGUGGAUGCUAGCAAAGAGGAGAAUGAGAAGACUGUCAAGGACUGGGAGGGCAAGCAUCAGUCAAGGGAGUCUGCUGACCUGCCCCCAACCAAAAGAAAUAAUUGGAUCUUCAUUGAUGAGGAGCAGGCCUUUGGUGGACGGGGACAAGGACGAGGGCGAGGCCGUGGCUUCCGAGAAUUCACGUUCCGAGGCCGUGGCAACACAGUGGGAUGUGGUGGUGCUGGUGGUGGUAAUCUCAGAGGAGGUUAUAACAGCAGCAGCGUGAGCGGUCCCCAAAGAAGCAGCAGGGGACGAGCCUUGAGAGAGUUCAAUCAGGUGGAAGAAUUCCCACGGGGGAAGCCCAGACGCCGGAUUGCGAGCGAGACCCACAGCGAAGGCUCCGAGUAUGAAGAGCUGCCAAAGCGCCGGCGUCAGCGGGCCUCUGAGAAUAAUAAUGAGGGCUCCCUUGCCGAAAGAGAAGAGGGUGACCUCAAGAAAGGGGAUUUCCGUGACUCCUGGAGGUCCAAUAAGAUAUAUUCAGAUGAGCAGGGUGCCCUGGAUGCCAAGUUGAGGACCCCGCGAGCUUUUGGGCGAUCGCUGCCACCAAGACUGAGCAACUCCAGUUACGGGCGACGAGGUUUCGUUUCCAAGGAGCCUUCCCAAUGGCAGGGCAGAAAUGGGGGAAAUACUUGGCAGGAAUACGGCCACAACACCCCUCUGGACACCUUUGGAUUCAGGCGCCCGCCCGAGAGGGAUUACAGCCAAGAGUCCUACAAGGCUUCAGACUCGUUUAGCAGGCGGCCUUUUGAAGAGGACUACGGAGGUGAUCCUGAAAACGUUGAGAACCGGCCGUUCCGCCGACGGCGUCCGCCUCGGCAAGACAAACCUCCCCGAUUCAGGCGCUUGAGGCAGGAGCGCGAGUCUGUGGGUCAGUGGAACCCCGAAGAUGGUGGAGCCAAUCUCGUAGCUUGCCAGUGGCCCGGGAGAGCCAAACUGAUCAUGACUGAUUAUAACGGCCCCUCUACCAGAAGAUCUCCAGAACUGUCCUAUCAGAAUUCCUCUGAUCAUGCCAAUGAAGAGUGGGAGACUGCCUCUGAGAGCAGCGACUUCAGCGAAAGGCGGGAGAGGUGGGGUGGAGGCGGCGGGACCUCAGAGAACGAGGCACCGUUGGAUGGCGGGCUUCCCGGUAGCACCUUGGGGGAAAAGAGAGAUCUGGCCAAGAGGAGUUUCUCCAGCCAGAGGCCCGUUGUAGAUCGACAAAGCCGGAAAUCUGAUCCAGUAGGAUUUGGGGAGAAAGCCGUACGAGCUGGUGGGAACAGGCCAGCAUCCCACUAUGAAAGCCAGCAGAACGGGCUACAGAUGAAAAGCAAAAGAUCUCCGGAAGAAAAUGGCAUUCUUGAUAGUGGCAGUCCUGGACGGAGCCACUCAACAUAUGGUUCCCACUCCAACCUGAAUGGUGCCGAGAACCUGGAGAAACGGCAAGAGAGGGAUCUGAAAUCUGGAGUCCCUCAGGUCAGCGAGAAGGGAGAGACCUUGAAUCCGUUCGAGCUGAGCUAUGGAAGUGGCGUGAUGGAGAGUCGUGGGCCUGGACCUGGGGAAGAGAAUGAAAUGGGGCCGAUGAGCAGCGAAGGGUUCAUUGAGGUCCUGACGAAGAAACAACGACGCCUGCUUGAAGAGGAACGGAGGAAGAAGGAGCAAGCCGUACAGGCUCCAUCUAAAGGCCGCGUCCUUCAAUCCCGCAUCCCACCUCGGUUUGCGAAGAAGCAGAACAGCCUGUGCCUGGAACAAGGGGACGUCUCGGUGCCUCGGAACACCCUGGGGACGGAGAUCUGGGAGACCAAUAGUGCAGCGCUGUCCGUUCAGUCGGCUGGUCCCGAUUCCUGGAGCAAACCCGUUGGCACCUUUAUCGGUAACGAGUCCAGCUCUGCCGAGGGGUUCAAAGGCAGCCAGGGAGACAGCGGGAUUGACCUGAGCGCAGAGUCGCGGGAGUCCUCAGCCACCUCUUCUCAGCGCAGUUCUCCGUACGGCACCCUCAAGCCGGAGGAGAUGAGUGGAAAUGGUCUGGGGGAGGCCAAGGCGGACGGCCCGAAAGAGCCAGCUCCGAAGCAGUUGGAUAAAAAGGAUUCGGAACUGGCCCUGUCUCAAACCAAGGACCACAAGCCGGGGCCCAUCGGGAACGAGCGCUCCUUGAAAAACCGAAAAGGCUCCGAAGGGGCAGAGCGCCUUGAGGGCAACAUCCCACCAGUCAACGGGGUGGAGAUUCAUGUGGACUCGGUUCUUCCCGUUCCGCCCAUUGAAUUCGGAGUGAAUCCUAAAGAUUCGGACUUCAGCCUCCCCCCUGGCUCGGCCCCUGGGACAGCAGCUAACCCAGUUGCAAAAUUACAGAAUGUCCUAGCCAGCAAUUCUGGACUAACACAGUCCCUUCCUGUUAUUCGAAGAGAUCACCAACUUCCCCGGUGCAUCAGCUUGAACAUGUCUUAUCCUACAGCAGAUCUCACUCUUAAAAUGGAGUCGGCCCGAAAAGCAUGGGAAAACUCCCCCAACCUUCCCGAACAGAGCUCCCCUGGAGGCGUUGGCUCUGGCAUUCAACCUCCAUCCAGCAUCGGGGCUUCCAGUGGGGUCAGCUACAGCUCCUUUGGUGGGGUUUCUGUUUCACCCAUGCCCGUGGCAUCUGUCGCACCUUCUGCUUCAAUUCCAGGUAACCACAUCACACCCCUGUAUUUAGAUGGCCAUGUGUUUGCCAGCCAACCGCGGCUUGUUCCCCCGACAAUACCUCAGCAACAAAGCUAUCAACAGGCGGCUGCUGCUGCUGCUCAGCAGAUCCCACUCUCCCUCCACACUUCCUUGCAAGCCCAGGCUCAGCUCGGCUUGAGGGGUGGCCUUCCGGUUUCACAGUCCCAGGAGAUCUACAGCUCCAUCCCUCCCUUCAGGUCUCAGGUGUACAUGCAUCCCAGCUUAUCCCAGCCCAGCACGAUGGUCCUGGCAGGAGGCACGGCUUUGAAACCGCCCUAUUCCGCCUUCCCGGGCAUGCAGCCUUUGGAGAUGGUGAAGACGCAGUCGGGGUCCCCUUACCAGCCGGUGAAUGGCAGCCAGGCUCUGGUUUACGAGGGUCAGAUCAACCAGGCGUCUGCCAUGGGAGCAUCCCAGAUGAUGGACUCGCAGCUGACACAGCUGACAAUGUCAAUUCCGGGAUCCCAGCUUCCGAUGGCCCGUUACGGUUCUGGCCAACAGCCUCUCUUACUGUCACAGUCCAUCCAACUGCCCCAAGGCCAGAACCUCCCAGUUGGAGCUCCGCGUAGGAUCCUGUCUCCCAAUUCCCAGCCCUCUGUCCUUGCUACAAACAGGGAGUCCUCUCACAUGGAAAUCAAAGGAUUCCCCUUCACAGACACUAAACAGAACAUAGUCCCUGGAGGAUCCAUUCCGUCUUCUCAUGCUUAUAGGCCCAGUUCUGCUAGCCCCAGUGGGAAGUCCUCCGGACCGGCCGUCAACAUGAGCUCCGUACAAAGGCAUUACAUUCAACAGGCAAAACAGCGGGUGGAUGAGAACAAAAGCCUUGGAGCUGUGAAACUGCAGGACCCUCCUUCAGCUGGUCAGAUGAAGCCAGUCCGUACGGGAGCAAUCAAGCCUCAGGCUGUCAAAGUGGAGGAGAGCAAGGCCUAAGCUCUGGGGCCCCCCAAGCUGCCUGCCAGUCCUCCUGCGAGAGAGAGAGAGAGAGAGAGAGAGAGAGGCUUUGCAAUUCACACCCUUCCCCAGCAGCCUCCCCGACUCCUGUGGCUGGAUGCUCCGAGAUGCUUUACGCCGAGAUGUUUUCUUGCACUGUGGGGUUUUUUUUCGUCCUUGGCCUGCUUGCUUUAAUAAACACCGACUACAGCUCCAUCAGAAUCAGCAGCAAACAUUCAAAGUCCCCUGUCGAAUUCAGCCGUUUUUAGUUUUCUCCACCUGCAAGUAGCAGCAAGCAUUAAGGAGUUAAGCUUUUCCCAUUGCAUAGUGGAAAUGCUAGAUUAUCUCUCGUCCUCCUCCUGUGUUGCUCCUCCUCCUCCUCCUCCCCCCAAUUUCUUCUUCUUCUUUCUUUGUAUAAUAAUAACCUCCCCUUCCGCCUCCUUUUUCUAAGCCCGCCAGGGUUUUGAACCCAAACCCCAGGACGCUGCAUCUUUCAUUUUGUAGUUGAACUUUUCCAUGUUUGGUUAGAUUUCUUCUUUCUGUCCUUAUUUACUCACCUGGAAAGGAAACUUUUGCCAAGCCCAAAAUCACGUGCUCGGAUGGACUUUCUUCUUGGCUAGAGCAAAAGAGAGUUUUCCUGCAGGCUACGUCAGCUUUCUCCAUUCUGCAACGAAGUUACGUCUAGCCUGGAUCUUCGGCUCCUGACCUGAAGGCGUUUUCGACCACGCGCUCUCCCUUCCCCUUCCCUUUUACACGAGAGACCAAGCGUUAGAAGUCAACUAGGUCAGAAAAGUCAUAGCGGCCAUCGCUCCUAGGCCUUUGCAUAGUCCCCAAACCCCCAACGUGUUGCGUCCGUUUCGAGAGAUGGCACCGAACGUCUCGUAAGGGAUCUUCCCAAAUCUGACCCCCCCCCCCCGAGUUUGCAGUUGUUUUUAUUUUUAUUUGUGAUUUAUUUUCAUGGCAUUUUUAGACAAGGGGUGGGAACGUAAGUUUCUCAGGCUUUUUUUUUUGGCUCUGCUAGGAGAGUUGCUUUGACCAGAGCAGUGUUUCUCAACCUCCGCGUCUUUAA
Python bivittatus (Burmese python) is the source of this 8239-nucleotide messenger RNA. The record is from RefSeq and is a predicted model, not a curated record. Lineage: Eukaryota; Metazoa; Chordata; Lepidosauria; Squamata; Pythonidae.